Camelina sativa (false flax) is the source of this 1449-nucleotide messenger RNA. RefSeq names its product AP2-like ethylene-responsive transcription factor At1g16060. The record is from RefSeq and is a predicted model, not a curated record. Gene Ontology annotation, biological process: regulation of DNA-templated transcription. Gene Ontology annotation, molecular function: DNA-binding transcription factor activity; DNA binding. Lineage: Eukaryota; Viridiplantae; Streptophyta; Magnoliopsida; Brassicales; Brassicaceae.
UUUCAAAUGGUUUGAUUGCGAUUAGGAAUUUUAAUUAAUGAGAAAUCUAAUUACACAAGUACAAAGAGGGCCGCAACUACGGAAAUCUUUUUAAAGCUUAACAAUUAAAAAAAAAAUCGCAAAUUUUUUAAUUUAAAUGCUCAACCAUUUCUCUUUAUAGUCUCAUUAGUCAGUCUCCUUAUUAACAAAAAAAAAAAAAAAAACACACCGAUUCAUCAUCAGUUUCUCUCAUCUUUCUUGUUUUCUCUUCUUUUUUAUGUACAUCGCCGUCGAAGUAUCUCCGGUAAUGGAAGAGAUCACACAGAAGAGCAAGAAGACUUCCGUUGAGAUCGAUGAGUCAGCAGGGCCAGUAGUCAUUAAAGCUAAACGUAAACGCCGAUCGCAACCACGAGAAGCUCCUCCCCAACGCAGCUCCGUCCAUAGAGGCGUCACCAGGCAUCGAUGGACUGGAAGGUACGAAGCACAUUUGUGGGAUAAGAAUAGUUGGAACGAGACUCAAACCAAAAAAGGAAGACAAGUAUAUUUAGGUGCAUAUGACGAAGAAGAUGCAGCAGCACGUGCCUACGACUUAGCAGCAUUGAAAUAUUGGGGACGAGACACCAUCUUGAACUUCCCUUUGUGUAAUUAUGAAGAAGACAUCGAAGAAAUGGAAAGCCAGUCAAAGGAAGAGUACAUUGGAUCUUUGAGAAGGAAAAGUAGUGGGUUUUCACGUGGUGUGUCAAAAUAUAGAGGCGUUGCAAAGCAUCACCAUAAUGGGAGAUGGGAAGCUCGAAUUGGAAGAGUGUUUGGCAACAAAUAUCUAUAUCUUGGAACCUACGCUACACAAGAAGAAGCGGCCAUAGCGUAUGAUAUAGCAGCAAUCGAGUACCGUGGACUUAACGCCGUUACUAACUUCGAUAUCAGCCGUUAUCUGAAACUCCCGGCGCCGGAGAACCUUACCGACGCCGCGAAUCAACCCCUGGAGGAGAUCCCGCAGUCUGAUCUCAGCCCGUUUAUAAACCCAACAAACCACGAGUCGGAGUUAUCACAGAGCCAAUCUUCGUCAGAGGACAACGAUGAUCGGAAAACAAAGCUCUUAAAGUCGUCACCUUUGAAUGCAGAAGAGGUGAUCGGACCAUCGACGCCUCCGGAGAUUGUUCCGCCUCGCCGGAGCUUCCCGGAAGAUAUACAGACGUAUUUCGGGUGUCAAAACUCCGGCAAGUUAACGACGGAGGAAGAUGACGUGAUCUUCGGUGGUUUAGAUUCGUUCCUUACGCCUGAUUUCUACAGUGAGUUAGAUGGUUGCUAAAAAGAAGUGUUCUUUUGAUAAGACUCUAAGAAAGAAAGGAUUUGAUAAGUUUUGUUUUUUUAGUUUUUUUUGGAAUCUCGGUUGUGAAAAUCAACAUUGACACAUCGAUUAUUCAUUCUUGUGACAAUUCUAUAUAAUAAAAGUUUGAAUCUUUUUUAACA